UCUCACGCUCGGCAGCACACAAGAAGAGGACCAGCAGGAGCCGGAUGUGGGAUGCGAUAGUUAGCAUGAGCCUUAGCAAUCGGGCGGGAAUCCUUGUGAACUUGCCUUCCUUGACGUCCCACUGUUGCACUUUUAACGUGACAGUCUCAUUACGUCAGCGACUGAUGUCUGCUUUUGACGUUCCAACUGAAACUGUUCGGCUACGAUCACCACGACGAGCAGAAGUGACGAAGCCGAGGAGAGAACCAACGCCGGCUGUGCAGAGGAAGAGACGGCGUGUGGAGAACUCGAUCGUCUCCAGCAACCCUAAACCUCGCCGCGCUAACAGAGCGGCUCAUGCUCACAGAAGGUCUAACGCUAAUAGCGCGGCCAAUAGAAGAGCCAGACCCCGAGGGAGGUCAGCGUCCGCCCCGCCCGCCGACGCCGAGACCAUCGACGUGAUGGACAACCAGGAGAACGGCGUUGAGGAGGUGGUGGACCUGACGUCCGAGACAGCGGAGGCCUCGCAUGUUGUCGACCUCACCAACAAUGACUCUGUGCUGCUGGUGGAUGAAGGUCCUCAAAGCAGGAGGAACACCACGGGAGAAAGUUACGUCGUGAGCAGCGACGACGACGACGAUACCUCGCCUGCUGUUCCCCGUGUUGACUUCUUGUCCUCGCUGCGGAGGCAGAGCUCCGUCGGGUGUACACCUGGAACCAUCAGCUGUCCGGUGUGUAUGGACACCUACUCGGAGAUGGUGGACAGCGGGCGUCUGGUGGUGUCCACCAAGUGCGGUCACGUCUUCUGCAGCCAGUGCCUGCGAGACGCCCUGCGCUGCUCGCUCACGUGCCCCACGUGCCGCAAACGCCUCACGCCUCGCCAGUAUCACCCCCUCUACAUCUGAGCGCCUCCCCUGUUUGCGUCCCCUCUCCUUUUACCCCGUUCUUGUGUUUGUGUUCUACUUAAUAAAUAAAGCGCCGCGUACACACACACGCGCGCGCGUUGCACGUCGGGAGCGUGCGGUCACCCGACGGGAAGGACCGGACGGACGGCAAAUGUCGGCGGAAUGUUCGAGAAGGUUCGAGGCUAGCUUUUAUUUCCGAAAGUUGCCUCCUCUAGAAAAAUCCAUGACAACAUUUGUUUGACAAAGGUUUGAACAAUUUAAUAAAGAUUCUAUUUCAUAUGUUCAUAAAAUAGGCGGAAAGCGUCAUCAAUAUCACUUUAUAGUUAAAGGCUGACGACAAAUGUGUUCUUAUGCUCACGUAAAUAUUUGGGAGGUGAGUUGGCUUCCACAUUUGUGUCGUCGCAAAAAAAAAAAAGUGCUUGUCAUGUAAGCAAAAUUGCUGUUUCUUUUCCUUGUGGGAGUGUGCAUUGUUACAUAUACUUACCUCCUGCCUUUAUAGUUUCAAUCGUUUUUGUUUUUUCAAACUUAAAUUGCUUGAAAUAAAAUGUUCUGCUUUGAAGAGA
This is a messenger RNA of Syngnathus acus (greater pipefish), 1447 nucleotides long. RefSeq names its product ring finger protein 4 (gene rnf4). The record is from RefSeq and is a predicted model, not a curated record. Gene Ontology annotation, molecular function: zinc ion binding; transcription factor binding. The transcript is spliced from 7 exons. NCBI's taxonomy places the organism in Eukaryota, Metazoa, Chordata, Actinopteri, Syngnathiformes, Syngnathidae. Gene Ontology annotation, biological process: positive regulation of transcription by RNA polymerase II. The coding region runs from base 45 to 884 and encodes 279 amino acids.